AUGGCUGCCCGCCGUCAGUACUACCAGCCUUCCGCUGUUCCCAUGAGCAUGCCCUCCAAGGCACCAGCACCAGCCAGCAUGUACCCAGUCUCCAGGGUUCCAGGAUCGCCAACAGAUUACUCUGAUGCAAGCACCACUACUGGUAGCCGUACUUCCGGCGGCUUGACCUUCAGCUCUGCUGGCGGAGAUUAUGAUUCAAGCUCAGCCUCGUACUCCGGUGUGGAUGUUGUCGACGUCCUGAGCGAUCGCAUGCAAAAUGCCUUCGACCCAACACCGCUGGACAAGAGCCUGGCAAGCCAAGCGCAGACCUCCGGUCAGAUGCGCGCUAAGCAGCAGGAGCUCCUCGAGCUGCAAGCCAUGGCACAACGCCGCAUGAAGGGUCUGCGAGCAAACUUCAACGAAGGACUCAAGACCGCCCGAGAAACCAAGCGGGAUCUCGAAUGGACCCAGAAGCGCGUCAGCGCCCUCAAGUCUAAGGCUGAGAAGGCCCACCCGGACGAAUACCGUCGGGCAUCGAAGAAAUACACCUACGACGACUACUGA
Penicillium pulvis is the source of this 543-nucleotide messenger RNA. Its product is annotated as KxDL motif-containing protein. Gene Ontology annotation, cellular component: endosome; BLOC-1 complex. Bases 1 to 543 code for a protein of 180 amino acids. Lineage: Eukaryota; Fungi; Ascomycota; Eurotiomycetes; Eurotiales; Aspergillaceae. The record is from RefSeq and is a predicted model, not a curated record. The transcript has 3 exons. Gene Ontology annotation, biological process: endosome organization; regulation of protein localization.